This is a messenger RNA of Schizophyllum commune H4-8, 741 nucleotides long. RefSeq lists its product as uncharacterized. NCBI's taxonomy places the organism in Eukaryota, Fungi, Basidiomycota, Agaricomycetes, Agaricales, Schizophyllaceae. Bases 277 to 669 code for a protein of 130 amino acids. The transcript is spliced from 2 exons. The record is from RefSeq and is a predicted model, not a curated record.
AACGUUGUAAGCUACCGCGAUCUUCAACCGAGCGAAGAAAUCCUUACUGUCAUGGCGCUUCUCGUCGUGGUACGGUUGCUGCUGCUGUGCUGACCCUGGUACUCGACGACAUCGCCGUAGUUGUACUGCGUACCGGGCUCCCAGUGGCGAGUCAUGAUGGGUGGUAGAUGUGAAGAAUGAAGUGGAACAAAGGAAAAGUUGGGUAGCGGGGUUCGGUGGCGUUGCCCCAGCCCAGGCCUCCAGUGCUUUUAUUCUGUCGGUUCAGCCCUAAACGUCAUGCGGCAUGCUUUCAACGUGCCCUGGCGAAGAAAGGACAGGGUUUCGACAGCCGGAAUCGUGAAUUGCCCGGAGCCAAAAUUAAAGUCGCGAAGGGCACGCGAACUUCGAGGCCGCGCGCGGAGGUCCUCGGCAGAGCGACAUGACCUCAGGAUCGCUUCGCUCUGGCGCUCGGCAGGGGACGUCCAUGCUACACGCGGACGCGACGUGCUCGUAGGCCAGCUGCUGGGGCCACUAUUGUCAGGAAGAGGAGCCGGCGAAGUUCCAUUCCGGGAGCAUGGUGUGCGCAAGACUGAUCGAGGUGACCGAAGCGCCGGCACGCCUCCGAACAGGUUCGCGGGAGCGCGUCCGAGCCGGGAUCAGGGCAAAGUCCCGAGGUCAGUCGUCCGUUGAAAAGGCAGCGCGCAAGCCCAGCUGCGGUGAGCUGCGGUAAGACGAAGUGCUCUUGAUAAUGCUGCCUUUUUC